Malaya genurostris is the source of this 3102-nucleotide messenger RNA. Its product is annotated as transmembrane protein fend-like. The transcript has 4 exons. The record is from RefSeq and is a predicted model, not a curated record. Lineage: Eukaryota; Metazoa; Arthropoda; Insecta; Diptera; Culicidae. Bases 918 to 1931 code for a protein of 337 amino acids.
GUGCAGAACCUGCGAAAAAGGGAAAAAAUUCUCAGUUUGCACCGAAAGGUUUUCUCAAUCGGACGCGAGAAACGGGGCGGAUUUAUACGGUUUGUGGAAUUUGUUUUGCUAUCCUCGGUAAUUUUGUGCGUUUAUCCUAAGCGGACUAUUGAUAGUUCGCAAGCACGCACGGUUUUCUGCAAAGAUAGAUCGAUCGAUCGAUCGACGAAAGUUUUCCGGGACCAGCCGCUAGAAGAGAAAGAGAGCGAAACACUGGCAUAGAACUGACAGAAUGUUGUAAACAUUAAAUUGUGUUUCAUUUGUUUUUUCGGUUACAGCACGGUUCUCGUUCAAAACCACGGAACGCAAUAAACGGUGAAGAACCCGUCUGGUCGCGAUUUGGAAGUUGAAACUUCCAUAAACCCCUGUUCCACCGAACCUCCCCCUCCUCCUCCGGUCCCUGCUCGUCGUCGUGAUUCACGCUAACGUCUCAUGAAUUAAUAAAUUAUCGAGACCUGUGUCGGUGGUUUCGUGGCCCGGGUCCGCGUUCGGUCGGUCGCGCGGUAGAGCAGAAGCGAGUGCAUAAGCAAAAAAAAAGAGAUAAAUAAAGUGAUCUGGUUGAGAAUCGAGCGACGAUCUGGAAGGAAGCGUACUGUGCACUGUAAGCAAGCAGCAAGAGGAGGAAGAAGAAGAAUAAGAAGGAGCAUGAAAAAUGAUGCAAUUAUAUAAUUAAGAAGUUUGAAAUAUUUCUGUGUGUGUGAUGUGAGCAGAAGGAGAGUUCUUUCGAAGGUAUUAUUAUUUUCCACGGUCUCAGGUUUCGCGUUUUUUUUUGUUUGUUGUGUGUUUUACCUACAUCGAAGACUCGUGGAUCUCGUGGAAGAUCGAUAUCGGAGAAACGCACUUCCACCUCCGUCAGCCAGAUCGCACUGGCCGAUAAUAUGGCGUCGGUGGAGUUCCGGCUGUCAGUCGCCUUGAUGGUUGCUUUAUUGAUAGCGUGCUUGUUGAUCACAGUAAGCAAUGCAGCAAUUCCGUCACCGUCGGUGGAGCGCAAUAACGUUCCAAAAGCGACUAGAAAAGUGCCAACAGUCAACCAUUCGCCAACGGUGCCGCCGGUAGAAAGCCCAUCGAAAAAACCAUGCCGGGAGGUGUGCUUGGAAAAGCACGCAACAAAGCAAUCACUCUGCUUCCAGCAAAAGAACUGCACAACGUGCCAGGAAAAAUGUGCCACCAAAGCGACCAAAGCGACCCCAACUUUGGACAACGGUCAUCAUCUGUCCCUGGUGCUGCUGGAGAUGAUCCGCAACGAAUCGCUGGUGACGGCGGACGUAGCCUGGAUCAGUGUGGCCAACAACGGGUUCGGACCGGGCCACAGGAGCAGCACCACCAGCAGCAACAGUUCCUCAAUGCCAUCCCGAGAUCCGCAUCAAUGUUUGGUUACGUGGGAAGUGUCCGGCGGUGGCCUAAUGGGCAAUCUGCUAACCGAAUCCACCAGUGCCCAGCUGUCCCUUUGGCCCGAAACGAACUACCGGGUGCAGGUCACCUGUCGAAAUAAGCACACCGACAUCCUGGUCCGUUCCGCACCGAUCGUCCUCAACACGUCGGACGCUACCGUGGUGCCGGGGAUAGCGAUGACGGGGACGACAACUUCCAGCAACUUCCAGCCGAGUGCGGUAGCCGACGACGAGAAGGAUGCUGCUCUGCUGAGCCGUCUGCAGGAAGUGGACACGGAUCCGGAAUCGAACUCCGUCUCCGUGCGAGCUCAGCUGGCCGUUUGGCCAAUCUCCCGCGAAAGCCAGCAGGAAAUCAUUCUACUCGGAGUGUUUGUGGCACUGCUCACGUUUCUGCUGAUCCUGCUGACGGUGGUCAUCUUCAUCAAACGGAAAGCACCGUCCGCGUCGGAAAAGGAAGAACUGGUCGAAAAUGAAGCGCUGGCGGAGGUUUUACACCUUUGAGACGCAGGAUUGGACCGAAUUCCAGAGUUGCCGUCAGUAGGUUUUAACAACUGAAUAGGUUAGAGUGUGACUUUUACGGAUGUUGCUGAUUGUUGCCUUAUUUUUUUUUCAUAAAUACGUUUAUUUCUUAAGGCAGUUUACAUAAGUUUUUCUUCGCCGUAGCAUCACUUUUACAUAAAAUUCUUAUCCUAAUUUAAUUCUAACAUAGUCACAACGUUUUGCAUUUAUUAAAACAUAUUCUCUUAUUACUUAAAUAUCACCUUAGGUAACUCGUCAUUAAUUAUGAAAUCUACUCGGAAAUAUUAUUUGAACCAAACGAUUAACUUCUAUAAAUUAUAAAAUAAGCUGUUAUUUUCAGACAUUUUGUUAAUAAUUUCAUAAACUGUUUCGAGUUUGUUUGUAUCAUUACAUUAUUUUUAUUCUAAUUUAGCUAUUGGUUGAACUCAUGGACGCAGCUGGGAUCAGAACUAAGUCUUGAAAGGGGCCUUUAUUUAAUUGAAACUCCAGUUUUCUUUAUGAAAUGAUAAAUAAGUUUCAUGUAUGAAAGGUCACGACAAGCAAGAAUGUCUCGAACUGGGACAUUGGAUAGUCUACCUUGGGUACGCAAAGAAUUUAUUAGUUGAGAUCUGACAUCACGAUACUCCACGCAUGUCCAAACGACAUGAUCAAUAUCUCGAUAACCUUCGCCACAAGCACAAUGAUUAGUCUCGGAGAGCCCAAUUCGAAGGAGAUGUGCAUCUAACGUGUAGUGAUUGGACAUGAGUCUGGACAUCACACGAAUGAAAUCUCUACUCACAUCCAGUCCCCUGAACCAUGCCUUUGUCGAUAUUUUCGGAAUAAUUGAGUGCAUCCACCGACCCAGAUCUUGCCAGCUGGCAAGUGUUCUUUGGCGAGACGAGCUAUAGAAUUCGUUGAAAGCAAUUGGUCUCUCAUAAAUUUCACCCUCAAUAGCACCACGUUUGGCUAAAAUAUCGGCUCUUUCAUUGCCAGGAAUGGAGCAAUGAGCCGGGACCCAGACUAUAGUGAUUAGAUAAUUAUUGUUCAAUAUGUCGUUCAGGCACUGUUUUAUUUUGCCCAGGAAAAACGGUUCAGUCUUGCCAGUCAUGUUUGAGCGAAUGGCUUCAAUUGCACUCAGACUAUCUGUGAAGAGGAAAUAAUGGUUUGGAAUUAA